AUGAAUCAGCCCGCAGAAUCCAGCCCUCUCGAGGCUCACUGGCCUGGACCAAUCGGUCCAGACGAGGCUGUUGUGCCCCUCUGGCCUACCAUAAGGCCUCAAAUUUUCGAUUCGAUUUCUGGACUCCAGUGGUUCACGAUAUCAGUGGUUAGCUGGGGCACAAAUUCCAACAAGAGUGAAAAUCCGACCACAAUCUUGAUCGGAGCUCCAAGAAACACGGAAAAGGCUUGGGAGACACUGACCGGGAAGAUUGAAGCGAUUUUAGAUCAUGUUGGUUUAGAUGGCAUUGGAGUCACUAUAAUCCCCGCCAAACAUCCGUUCUCUGCAUUAGAUGAUCCAGCGGAAAAUAUCCUCUCAACAUCCGCUUUUCAGUCCGAUAUCGAACCGGGUUCCAGUCUUGCACCAAAGGGCGUCGAUACAUCUGCAACUGCGGGCGGAUGUAUAAGACUACGAAACCAGGAUAGCCGUACCGAAGAUAUGAUCAUGAGUGUCUUCCACUGUUACAGAACAGUUAUAGGUACCGAGCACGAAUUGAAUGGUCUUCGAUUAGACCAGGCCUCUCAAAUUGAGACCGUGAUUCCGUCCGAUCAAGACCGUACACAGAAGCUGCAAUCAAUUCAGAUCACGCUUCAAACUGCGAUCGCUCCUCUCCAAAAUCUACAGGAAAGGUUUGAGUGGACCGGCGACCUACGCCUCCAGAAAUGGAUCGAUGACUGGACACGCGAAAUCGAAGAACAAGAGGCACAAAAGAGAAUCAUAAAUGAAUUUGACUCACGUGUUGGGUCCCUCCGGGCUUGUUCUGGCUUUCAAAUACAAAAUUUGCACGACUGGUCUUUAUCGGCAGUAACUAAUCGCUGUUCGAAGCUGAAUACUCUCCCUCCUCCGACUGACCCUCAACUCGUCCCUCCUACAACUAACGACGAUCUGGACUCCUCUACAAAGCGCUAUUACCAGCCAGUUGAUGGUGAGAUCAAAUCCUGGUCCGCGAGAGGUCCUAAAUUCGGCGACAGAGUCUUCAAAAGAGGGCGCACGACAGGAGUUACGACAGGUAUAAUCAGUCAUCUCAAGACAGAUAUUGUAUUGUCCAAUUCUCAGGGCCAGAAGAUUAUUUUUACUGGGUGGGAAAUUACCCCUGAACCUCGUCCUCAACCUGCUCGUCCUCAACCUGCCGGUAGGGACCAGUCCUUCGUCCAAGCUAGCGAUUCGGGCGCAUGGGUACUAGAUAUGGAUGGAAACUGGCGUGGGAUGGUAUUUGCUCGGCUCUCAUCCGGAAGUGGUGUUAUGGAGGAUGUUGAGGUUAUCAAACAGGAUAUCGAACGCAUGACGGGCUGUAACGUAGAACUGCCUUGA
Molecule: messenger RNA, 1350 nt
Organism: Exophiala bonariae
Lineage: Eukaryota; Fungi; Ascomycota; Eurotiomycetes; Chaetothyriales; Herpotrichiellaceae
Exons: 1
Coding region: 1-1350 (449 amino acids)
Source: RefSeq, a predicted model, not a curated record